Messenger RNA from Mycena citricolor, 4212 nucleotides. NCBI's taxonomy places the organism in Eukaryota, Fungi, Basidiomycota, Agaricomycetes, Agaricales, Mycenaceae. The record is from the annotation of a GenBank genome assembly.
ACCCUUCUCCUUCCCACCACAACCAUCUUGGUGGGUUUUUGGUUUCGUGUUAAGCUUCCGCACCCGUCUUCGUCAUGUCCAAACUAUACGUUGGAAACCUUAGCUGGAACACCACGGACGAAAGUCUGCGCGACGCAUUCUCCGCUCAUGGGCAAGUCACCGAUGCCAUCGUCAUGAAGGAUCGCGAGACCGGUCGCGCGCGAGGCUUCGGAUUCGUCACCUUCUCCUCUCCCGAAGAGGCUCAAGCAGCCAUCGACAACAUGAACGAGUCCGAUCUUGAAGGUCGUCGCAUUCGCGUCAACAUCGCCGAGCAACGCGGUGGCGGAGGAGGUGGAGGCUAUCGCUCCGGCGGAGGAGGCGGCUAUGGCGGAGGAGGUGGCUAUGGUGGAGGAGGAGGAGGUGGCUACGGUGGAGGCAACGGUGGUUAUGGUGGAGGUACGCCCCCUGCAGCUUCCGAUAAGGCUUCUAUUUAUCUUCUAUCUGCAGGCGGCUAUGGUGGUGGCAACAACGGUGGCUCCUGGUAAAAGAUGAUCUAGCCGUGCGAUUGUUUGUACGUUUCUUCUACUCGUCCUCGGACCUUGUGCUCAAGCAUUUGCCAGUUGAUCCCUGUUCCAAUGCUUUGAAGCCUGUACAAGUCACACAUACAUGUAACACGUUUUCUGAGAAAUGUCACUGGUACCUCAUAAUACCGUACGCGGCGCGUCGCGUCGAGCACGUGAUCUCACCUCCAUCGCAGAUCCAAAACCUGUUUCAUAUGCUUUGACUAUCACUGCGACCUCGGUCAAUGCAUUUGAUCCCUGGAUUCGUUGGACACACGACCAGUUCAACAAUCGUAGUCGCUGCUGUUCACGCUUCCGCUUCCGCCGUCGCGUCCUUGUUACUUCCACUAUCCUCCUAUCCCCCAGAUAUCGUUCAUGGCUUCUGUUUCCCCUCAAAGCAAUCAAUGAAGAUAAUCAGUCGGGGCGAGUCUGAUCCCGUGGGAUUCGGACGCGGAAACCGAGCAAAGAUCUCUUCCCGCUACCUAUUAAAGAUCAAAGGGCGAAGUCACACCGCUUUCCCUGCUGCUGACAGCAUUCAUGUUAUCUUUCUUCUCCCUGGCCCUGUUGUUCCCUGCCAGUCUCUAUGCCCUCUCGAUGUCAGGAUGGGCUCUCCUCCGUGCUUGGUCACGCAAGAAGCAAGUUGGCAUCACCGAACUGGACCUCUUCUCCCAGCCGAGGUCUUCGACGGAGAGGAUCCCCGGUACCGCUGUGGUAUGCGGCGGAAGGUGUGUCUCGCGUAUCUGGCUCUCUUGAUGAGCGGCGAUCGGACAGUCUCUAGCAUCGCAGGGCUUCUUACGGCUCGCGUGUGCCAUGAUCAUUUCGAGCGCGUCGUCGUCGUCGACCCGGAGGGCUGGAUCUUCACGGAGGACGGGUGUGAUGUGAACAACGCCCGGACGCGGACCCGAGUGGCUCAGUAUCUCUCAUUGCACAGUCCGUCGCCACGCUCGUCGCUCGUCGGCUCUAUCUGAAUCAUAGCGGAUUCAGACUUCCAAUCCUUUGUCGUUCUUGUGCUCCAGCGCCUAUUCCCCAAUCUAGCGGAGGAAUGCGGCCAGUGCGACAUUCCCAUUCGGCCGUUUGCGAUUCCGCUACAUCUCGCCGGCGUCCGACACCGACAGCCGGCUGCAACUUCUGGCGGGAAGUCGCCGCUCACGCUGGAGACUACACGUGUGGGAUUCGAAGCUCUACUUCGGCGCCUCGUGAUGAACCGCGAGAGGUACCCCAACAUCCAGUUCGUUGCUGGCACGGUGACAGAUGUGGUUCCCGAUCCGGCAAACUCUUCACGUCUGUCCAAAGUGCUGGUCCGGCCGACGAACGGUAGUACGAUGGAGCUCCCAGCAGAUCUAGUUGCCGGUGCGCUAUCGUGCGACGCUACCCGGACUGACUAGACUAGCUCAUGGGAGCUGCAGAUUGCACCGGCUUGACGCGAGCGGGCAUGAGAUGGCUGUCGAAAUGCGGUUACGGCCUUCCAUCGCCUAUGCGGGGGAGGCUCCCGCUCGACGAGUUGAAGAUCGAACUGGACCAGAAGCUCCGGUAUUCAACGCUCACGUUCCCUGUGUCCGAGGCACUCUUUGCUCAGCUUCCUUUAUCGGACGAGUGCCGGACGCGCUGUGUGCUUUAUGUGACUUUCGAAGAGCAGACGGCUACCACGUUGGCGAAAGGCCCUGCGCUGAUUACGUUGGAAAGGGUGCCCGGAAAGAUGGUCUUGUUCUUUGCGCACUAUGGCCAUCGGCGCAUACAGCCGCGAUCCCUCGCCGAGGCCAAGGAUUAUCUCGCCGACCUGGAGAUGCGAGUACCCAUCCCGGACUGGUUCUAUGAGACACUUGAACGACUGGAAGAGGUGGGGGAUCCUGUGGUCUCUACGAUUCGAGUUCCGCCGACCAGCUUCAUACGCUAUCACCUUGCGCACGAUCUGCCGUCCAACUUUGUUGCGCUCGGAGACAGCGUCAUGAACAUCAACCCCACGUUCGCUGAAGGAACCAGCAAAGCUGCGCGAUGCGCCUUGGCACUGAAGAAAUCGCUCCUCGCCUUACCAUCAGGUGUUCGCGUGCUGCCCGCUGACUUUGGAGCCAAGUUCUUUGAGGAACAGAACGCGAAGACGGCCUGGAUGUGGGAGUCCACUCGUGUCAACGACUACGGGCAGCCUACCACCGAGCCCAUCAAAGGCGAGAGCCUCUCUUCGGGUGCUCUUCUGCGUUGGUAUUCCCGUCACCUCAUGAAGCUCACCGCUACGGACGAGCUGGCCGCCUGGGCAUUCUAUACAUUCCAGGUCGGGUACGGGUCUGGAAUCGAAGGAUUCCAUCCACAUGUCGUGGCCAAAGUACUCUGGAACGCGUUCACAGGCCACUGGCGGAGUGACAUGUUGCGCAAGUAGAUAGAUCGUCAGAGUUUGGACAUUGGAUCAGUCAAUGCGCCGCGCGCUGCCCAUCACGGUCCGCGACGCGUCGAGCACGUGCUCUCUAGUCCCUUGGAAGUAACAGGAAAUCCACUUGAUGCCCAAAUCCUUUGCCACACUCCGCUCUCUCUCGAAAUGAGCUGACGCAGAUCAUCCUACGGGCUGCAGAGCAGGAAGCGAUCGAGGCUUGUGGCCGAGGCUUCCCCACCGCGGUGGGUCUUGGGUCUACCCCCGCACUGGUCGAGCAUCUGGAUCAAGUCACACUGAGAUGAGUCGAAGUGGCGUAAGACCCAUCUCCGGAAAGGGAAGGGGCGAACAUCCCAUCACUAACGUCGCGAAGCCGCAUCUAGGUUGCGUAGGAUUCAACGAUGUAGGGAAGAGUCGGGACAACUUUCUCUACGCAAUGGCCGGAUCUUCAUUCUGAGCACCUUGCAGCUCACUAAAUAAGAUCUUCUGCCACGGCGAUAUCAACGCCAGAUAGACUCGAUGGGAUUGAGCACUUUCAAGAUGCACCGCAGAUGAGAGAUCGGGGGAUAGCUUGUAUAAUGAAGUGCGGAGGACUUGACAGUACCGUUCAACAUCAGCGCAACGUUGUACAGGCGACCCAUGCGAAAGCAGCAAGGUGUACAAGAACGAUAUCAAUCCGUCCUUUCCCCGAGAUACGCAGUUACAAAGGCGCCCACUCCGAGUACAGAGCCGCGACUAGUUUAGCUUCUCGCAGCACCCAAUUCGGUGUCUACGUGAAAACCAACAGCUGCUGUUGUCAAGUUCUGGUUUAAACCGACCCCCCUAAAUUAGCCUGGUUAUUUUAUUGUAGGUUCACAUCAUGCAAAUGUCAGGUCCAUCCAUCCCGAAGUCUACAGUCUACCAGGGCCACCACCUCCGCCCGUUGCUGUUCGAAUGUUCUCGCUUGCUGAUCACCGUCUCCACGGUCGUCAGCCCCUGCUUCGUCGUCGUCACGUACGACACACGGUUGUUGCGCAGCUUGCGCUUGGGGAGCAUGUUCGGCGUCGGAGAGAGCCUGAAGAGCGGCGCGACGGGCGUCCCGUCGAACUGGAACAGAUGCAGCUUCGGGCCGAACGUCACGUCGGUGAAGAUGCGCCACGACUGGUACAGCUCCGUCACGUUGUAGUUCUGGAUGAACGACGAGCUCUUGCCGCAGGACGACUGCACCUGCUGGUAGCCGUCGCCCGCGGGCGUGAGGACGAUCGACCCGUUCAGCAGCAGCGCGUAUGUGCCAUGCGCCCACACGAGCGUGCUGACGAUGCAGCUCGGAUCCGA